Molecule: messenger RNA, 1497 nt
Organism: Ziziphus jujuba (common jujube)
Lineage: Eukaryota; Viridiplantae; Streptophyta; Magnoliopsida; Rosales; Rhamnaceae
Product: leucoanthocyanidin reductase
Exons: 5
Coding region: 144-1181 (345 amino acids)
Molecular function (GO): oxidoreductase activity
Source: RefSeq, a predicted model, not a curated record
AAAAAAAAAAAAGGUUGUUUGUUUCUUUUUUUUUCUCCUCUUAUAUUAGGAAAAAGAAAAAAAACAUAUAUAUAUAUAUAUUUCUUCCUCUGUUUUCUCUGUGAACCGCUGCUAUUCGUUUGGUGUUGUAGAGAGAAGACACGAUGACUGUCUUGGCUUCUUUGUCGACCGGCAAGAAUGGCAGUGUCCUUGUUGUUGGGGCUACUGGAUUUAUUGGUAAAUAUGUAGCUGAAGCCAGUCUUCUUGAUGGAAGACCAACUUUCAUUCUCGUCCGUCCAGGUCUUCUUUGUUCUUCUAAGCUUUCCACCAUUAAAGCACUCCAAGAUAAAGGAGCUAUUAUUCUCCAUGGGCUGAUAAAUGACAGAGAAGGGAUGGAGAAAAUACUGAGAGAGAAUGAGAUUGAUAUUGUCAUAUCUGCUGUUGGUGGUGAGAGCAUUGUAGACCAGUUUCCUCUUGUGGAGGCCAUGAAAAACGUUGGUACCAUCAAGAGAUUUUUGCCAUCUGAAUUUGGGCAUGACGUGGAUAGGGCAGAUCCAGUGGAACCGGGACUACGGAUGUACCUUGAGAAACGCAAAGUGAGGCGUGCGAUUGAAGAAUCAGGUGUACCUUACACUUACAUCUGCUGCAAUUCCAUUGCUUCCUGGCCCUACUUCGACAACACUCAUCCUUCUGAGGUUCUUCCACCGUUGGAUCAGUUCAAAAUCUAUGGUGAUGGCAGCGUCAAAGCUUAUUUUGUUGCGGGCACUGAUAUUGGAAGGCUAACAAUCAAAUGUGUGGAUGACGUUCGAGCCAUCAACAAAAAUGUUCAUUUUCGACCAUCCUGCAAUCUUUACAACAUGAAUGAACUUGCCUCUUUAUGGGAGAAAAAGAUAGGUAGAACCCUCCCAAGGGUUACCAUUACUGAAAAUGACCUACUUGCUGCAGCUGCAGAGAAUAUUAUCCCACAAAGUGUAGUGGCCUCAUUCACACAUGAUAUCUUCAUAAAAGGGUGUCAGGUUAAUUUUUCCAUCGAUGGCCCUAGUGAUGUUGAUGUGGGAAUUCUCUACCCAGAAGAGACUUUCAGGACCUUGGAUGAAUGCUUCACUGACUUUUUUCUCAAGUUAGGAGACAAUGCAGUUGAUGAAACCCAAACCAAAAACCCUGUUCAUGAACCACUCCCCAUUACUGCAAGCUGUGGAUGAUUCAGUACUUGGAGUCGAAAACUAUUUUAUAUUAAACAUAAUUGUUAGUGUAUGUAUUAUGAUGGUGAAAUAGGUUUUCUGGAAAAAAAAAAAAAAAAUUGUAUUUCGACUUGAUAUUAAGUACCUGAGAUCACCAGGUUUAAGACGCAUUAAGGAUUUGAGACCACCAGUUUUAAGAAGUUAAAAACUUCUAUCAUUAUUUGUCAUUCUAUGUAUGCGUUCCAUCAUAAGAUUGAUUGCUUAUUCAGAAAUAAGUACUGUAUUGCGCAAUUAUUCAUGAUUUCUAUUCAGAAGAAAAAUCUUCCAUUCAGCAUUA